CCGGCCGGGACAAGCUAGAGAUUGUUAUUUCGGUUUUAAAUCACGCUCUUUCCCAAAUCUACGCGAACGGAAUGCUAUUGAAGUAUUGAGCGUCGUUCUGGUACGACGCCUUAACCAACGUCAUUUGUUCAUCAGUGUUUUUACGGCGUCGUCGUUAGAGGUCAUAAGUAAAAAGAUCGUUAAUAAUCAAGAAAACUCUUCAUGCACUCGGCUUUUUGUGAAAUGGACGACGGUUGAAAAAAGUGUUGGAAAAUGGGUACAGUACCAAAUUUAGACAAAUUAUGUCGAAUAUGUACAAAUGAAAACACGGAAGGUGUGCCGAUAUUCGGCGAAGAUGGUAAAAAAUUGUACUUAGAAGAAAAAAUCAAGAAGUAUUUAACCAUUACGGUGACGUCUGAAGACGAUUUACCGAAAAUGGUUUGUGGAAAUUGCUGCAGGAAGCUAGAUAGCAUUCAUCGUUUUGUAUCGAUGGCAAUUAAAAUGCAAGACAAAUUGAAAGCACUUAUCGAAGCACGGGGCAAAGAAGAAACCAAAAAGGAACACAGUAUUCUGCAUUCAAUUUUGAGUAAAGGUUCUGAAACUGACAGUGAAGUCACGGAAGUUGAAGUGAGAGUUGACCCGAUGCUUUUUCUUUGUGCCCUUGAAGAUGGUAGUCAUGACAGUGAUGAGUCAUUUGAAGCAAGUAGCGAUAUAAACCAGUGUAACAUCACAAAUGAAGAGCAGGAUACCAGUGACAAAGAUGAUUCAAAUGUUACUUGUAGUGUUGAUACUGCUCAUGACAGUGAUACUGACUUGGCAGAAACCAAGGAAGCAGACGAAUGUGAUACAAGUGAAUGUGAUAAUAAAAGUGAGACUGAUAUGCCAACAAACAAUACAGUUCAAGCAAGAGUAGUGCCGGCCCAUGUGAUUACACAUGCCAGCAUUCCUCCUAUUCUGGAAAAAGAAACGAAGCCAUAUCAAUGUACAUUGUGCUCAAGAGGUUUUAAUAAUGAUAUUGGUUUACAAAACCAUUUGUGGAGUCACCUACCAAGGGAUCGUCGUGUUCUUGGUACCAGUGAUGGUAAUCAUAUGCAGCGGCACCUUCCAGUGUACUCCUCAAGAGGAGUUCUCCAUACCAAUACUGCUGUUGGAACAGCAGUUCGUUUUGUGUGUCCAGUGUGUGGCAAGAAAAUUUCGACUAAAGGCAAUCUGAAGGUACAUCUUGAGACACAUCGACCCAAAGGAAAAUAUGGCUGUGAUAUAUGUGGAAGGGUAUUCAAAACUCAGUCUAACUUAUACCGACAUAAAGAGUACCAUGGAGGUGUACAGUUUCCCUGUGGUGUCUGCGGCAGGGUUUACCCCACAAAUAGUACAUUGAGAGCUCACAGUAUUACACAUAGUGACUUAAGGCCUCACGCUUGCCCAUUGUGUGAUAAAACAUUCAAACGAAACCAAGACCUAAAGUUUCAUAUAAAUCAGCAUACGGGAGCACGACCAUAUCAGUGUCCCUACUGCCCUAAGGCUUUUGCCAGCUCAGGAAACUGCUUCUCGCAUCGUAAACGUAUGCAUCCUAUGGAAGUGGAGCGUGAUAGAGAACGAGCAGCUCAGCUCAUGAGGUGAGAGGAACAUGUAAGGUAUGGAAACAACUGUGACCUGCACACACCACAGUCCACUGAAGAGGUUUGACCAGUGGGGGCCCUAGGUAUGAUAUUUAAGUUUCUGGUUUACCAGUGCUUUCCAGAACUAUAUAUACUUUGAAAGAACUCUUAAUAAUGGAUACAUUUAGUCUUUUACACCAGGCAGUGAUGAUCAGAGUGUAUAGAAAUAAAUAUUAUUUGAAUAGAUGCUUUAAGUGUAUCAAGAACAAUAACAGAUAUCGUGUUCCCAUCUGAGAUAUGAUUGGUUUAGUGUUUUAACAUAUUUUACACGUUUGAAAGAAUAAUUAUUGUUCGGAUGAAAACAUUGUUAUG
Schistocerca cancellata (South American locust) is the source of this 1949-nucleotide messenger RNA. RefSeq names its product zinc finger and SCAN domain-containing protein 2-like. The record is from RefSeq and is a predicted model, not a curated record. Gene Ontology annotation, biological process: regulation of transcription by RNA polymerase II. NCBI's taxonomy places the organism in Eukaryota, Metazoa, Arthropoda, Insecta, Orthoptera, Acrididae. The transcript is spliced from 7 exons. Gene Ontology annotation, molecular function: RNA polymerase II cis-regulatory region sequence-specific DNA binding; zinc ion binding; DNA-binding transcription factor activity. Bases 253 to 1599 code for a protein of 448 amino acids. Gene Ontology annotation, cellular component: nucleus.